Molecule: messenger RNA, 1653 nt
Organism: Klebsormidium nitens
Lineage: Eukaryota; Viridiplantae; Streptophyta; Klebsormidiophyceae; Klebsormidiales; Klebsormidiaceae
Source: the annotation of a GenBank genome assembly
AUGGCUGAGCCUACCCAGCCAAUUGUUCCCUCCGGAGCGGUCACCCUAUCCAGGGACAGUUCACCAUUUGUCUUGUCCACAAGGGCUGCGGAGGCAGCCACUUCUCUUCUCAGCUUAACCGCAGAGUCAGCGGUUACUCCCUGCCACCAGCACAUCAUUUCGCCACAGCGCCCACGCACCAUGGCACAAAACCUUCGGCCCAGGCAUCAGGAGGAGCGGGGAAAGCGGGGGACCGCUGCAGAGGCAUCUGGCGCCGCGCAGAGGCGUGCGCAGGACAAGGAGCAAAGCAAUGCAGCAGGUGGGCAGUCCGUAGAAUUGCCUUUUGAGGAACCCCAGAACCCGAAAAAGCCGGAAAUGCAAAAUGCGAGCGAGCCCAGUGGGUCACAGCCGCCACCCACCCACGACAUCAUGGACGUUUCUGAACUAGAGGAACUUGACAUUCCCUCGGAAGUGGUGGCAGGAAUGAAUGUCCAGGACAAUGCCAUGACGUCAGAGUCGUCAGAAUCAGAGGGCUCAGAUGCAUGCUCAGGGACAGAAUCAGAAUCGCCCGUAGAGGAAAGUCCUUCUGAUAGCUCGGGAGACGCUUACGUUCCCUCGGAAACGGAGGGAACCGACAGCGAGGACCUGACCGGAGUGGAAGAGGAAGAGUGGGAUGACCUUUUUCCCAUCUUCCCCUAUGCAGAGAACCCGCCCCCCUGCACAGAAGACACUCUGGUCCUGCGGGACCGCCUCAACGCUAUGCAGCGGCCGCGCCAGGCGCUCCCUGGAAAGGACCGCCUCAGCCCCUUCCACAAGACCCACGUCAUCACCAACGACGACGACCUGCCCGAGUUCCGGAAGAUGACGGACCAGUGGAGGAAGGACUACAUCGGGUUCAUCAUGUGCCUCAUCCAGCGCCGCAUCCCCCUCAAGAACAAGGAAAAGCACGCGGGCAAGAUCGAUAAGCGGAUCAUCGCCGUCGAGCACCACCUCUUCCCCAUGCAAGACGCCGCCUCGGUCGAGCGAUGCAUCCUGUCCAUCGACAAGGCCAAGGAGAUGGAGCAGAACUGGGACGCGCAGCACCCCGGCCGGCCCAUCAAACCAGCGCGCCCCAUCCCCCUGCGCAAGAUGGUCACCGCCCUGUACCAGAACGUCAUGGGGCCGAACGCCCCCCUCUACGAAGAAGACAUCCCGGCCACUCAGGCCGCUGCGGGCGGCCCAAAGGAGGACUCUCCCCUGCCGCUGCGCUGCAAGGGCAAUAAAGGCCCCAUCGCCAAGUCCCCGCGCUCCGUCAUCAGCGUGGACAGGGACGCCACUGUACCUGUGGAGCGCGUCAAGAAGACGACGCGAACGGACACGGAGUUGGUCCGUGAGACGCCGGUACCUGACAGCGCGGACGCACCGCCGCGCAAGAAGAAGAGAAAGGACCGCCAGCGCCAGGACGUGAGCCUCCCACGCAAGCAGCUCGUCGCCCACGCGGCCGAGGCCGACACGGAGCAGCCCCCCAGUCGCAAGAAGAAAAAGCUGCUAGCCCCUGUUGAGCUGGCCACCAUCGACCCUGAGGAGCUGUACCCGCCUGCCAGGGGACCCCUUCGCCGCCGCUACGAUGACGACGAUCCCGACAACGACGACCAAGCUGUGGUGUUCACCGACAUUACACUUGGUGUGAAGUAA